Molecule: messenger RNA, 329 nt
Organism: Staurois parvus
Lineage: Eukaryota; Metazoa; Chordata; Amphibia; Anura; Ranidae
Source: the annotation of a GenBank genome assembly
UAAUGAAAUAAAAAAAUAUAUAUAAUUUAAAAAAUAAUAAGUCUAGUGACAAAAUCCAAAAAAAACAAUCCCGUGAAAAAUUAAUUAUGUUUAUAUUUUCAUUGGAUUCUUCCGUGUCAGUGAUACCGCCACCAUCCACCAGUGCAAAAACCAAAAUUAACCGCACUCACCAGAUAAUGGUUAGUCAAUUGCCUUUCAGGGAUGUUAAGGGCUCAUGGACCCCUUUACUUUGUAUAUGACCUCCAAAUAUUGCCUCCUCUAGGAUAUGGACACCUCCUCUGGGCGUUCUUCCUGAUUUUCUCUGGGGGAUUCAGUGAGAGGAGUAACCA